This is a messenger RNA of Vespa crabro (European hornet), 3827 nucleotides long. It is a transcript of the gene Syn1, whose product is annotated as beta-1-syntrophin. NCBI's taxonomy places the organism in Eukaryota, Metazoa, Arthropoda, Insecta, Hymenoptera, Vespidae. The coding region runs from base 215 to 1996 and encodes 593 amino acids. The record is from RefSeq and is a predicted model, not a curated record. Gene Ontology annotation, molecular function: structural molecule activity; protein binding. The transcript has 8 exons. Gene Ontology annotation, cellular component: dystrophin-associated glycoprotein complex; intracellular anatomical structure.
UCUCUCUCUUUCCUUCUCUUUAAUUCUCCUUCUUCCUUUCUCCUCUCUCUCUCUCUCUCUCUCUCUGUCUCUCUCUGUCUCUCUUUCUUUGGUACCUUCCCACGUACGUUUUAUUCGAUAAAUUUCAAACUGGUGUCGCCUGAAGGAGCCCCUUUGAGCGAAGCGAAAGGCAACAAACGCAUACAAUCAUCAUUCUCGCCUAUCCGGAAGUCAUAUGCCCAUACACGCGCGAAGAACGCGCGGACCCUACGAGGAAAUCGAAAUGGUCGAAUUGAGUGGUAGUGGACAAGCGAAUUCGGCCAUGGGUGUUACGGGACUCGGUUCUGUGGUAUCCGCAGCGGCCUCAUCUUCGUCAUCCUCAACGACAACGACGACCACUGGUGGUGCAUCCUCGUCAACUUCCGGUCGUGCUGGUAUACUCGAGACACAGGUGCGCGGCCAAUGGUAUCGAGUAUUCGUCUCUUUGGAGGACGAUUAUUUGAGUAUAUCACUUGACGAGAGUUGCGACACUGUUAACAACGUUCUAAACAAUGGCAACAUCAAUAACAACAACGUCGACAGUCUGAAUGAUCCGGACGUACCGGAUUCCGUCGCCAAUCAAAAACGUAUCGUGCGGGUCGUUAAAAGUGACAACAACGGACUCGGUAUUUCUAUUAAAGGAGGAAAAGAAAAUAAAAUGCCGAUACUAAUCUCGAAGAUAUUCAAAGGUAUGGCUGCCGAUGCCACGGAGCAAUUGUACGUUGGCGAUGCAAUAUUGGCUGUUAACGGUGAGGAUCUACGUGAGGCGACCCACGACGAAGCUGUUAAGGCGCUCAAGAGGGCUGGCAAGGUCGUCGAGCUUGAAGUGAAGUACCUGAGGGAGGUGACACCGUACUUCAGGAAAGCCUCGAUCAUCCAGGAAGUCGGUUGGGAGUUGCAACGUGGAUUUCUCAGUGCGACACCACCACCACCAAAGUCACCGCCCAGGGCAGACACUCGUUAUCUGCCAUUGCAGCUUUGCAGACUCACCAGGGCGCAUCCUUCCUCGGAUCCCGAGGGUCGAAUCCUAGAAUUACAUUCGCCCGAUGGUGUUCACGAAUGUUGGUUGAGAGCCGCUGACAACUCAGAGGCAAACGUAUGGUUCAACGCUUUACACUCGGCGCUAGCAGCACUAACUCUUAAAGCACUGAGACUAGCUUCAGCAGUUCCGGAUCCGCCGCAGCUUCAGCACAUUGGUUGGCUCGCGAGGAGGCACUGUCUGCAGAAAGGAAGUGCAAGCAGCGAAAGUAGCGAGGAUGGAGCCGGAAGUAGUGCAAGUACCUCACGAGGUGCGGGAAGUGGAUUUACUUUGGCGACUGGUUGCGCAGGGGGAUGGCGUAGUGUCUUUGGUGCGGUUUCAGGAAGAGAAUUAAGGCUUUACGAAUGUGCACCAUGGAGUCCUGAGGCUUGGGCAUCACCGAGUAUUACUUGUCCUCUUAUUGCUACCAGAUUGGUUUCAUCACCGACAAGACAAAAUGAGGCAGCGGCGAGUAGUAGCGGUGGAUUGACGCAGCACGGUGCCACGUUCGCGGUUCGCGUUGGUACGAUCGACGGCGUCGUAACGCAUCAUCUGCGAGCUGAAACACGAAGGGAUCUGGCAGCUUGGGCAAGGGCGAUCGUUCAGGGAUGUCAUGCCGCAGCCGCAUCGUUGCGUGAAUAUACCGUUCGAUGCACGUGGCAGGGUAAAGCCUGCCAGUUGGUCGUCAAUCACGAAGAGGGAUUCUCGCUGUAUGCUACAGGGACAAGGGGCGUCGUUGGAAAUGGCGUUAGUCCUGGAUCACCACCGACUCCCCUUUGGAAGAGAUCCUUCGACAAACUGAAAAUGUCUGCCGACGAUGGCGCACGCUUACUCUGGCUGGAUUUUGGCGGCGAGGAUGGAGAAUUUGAAUUGGAUUUAGAAAGUUGUCCGAAACCAAUUGUCUUCGUUCUUCACAAUUUUCUAUCGGCGAAGAUUCAUCGAAUGGGACUGAGCGCAUAGGGGUACGAGGGGGCCCCGGCUGAGGCCCCCGACCUGCCACCCCACACCACCAGAUCCGUUACUAGUGUAUUUCUUCAUUGAACGAUCGAAACAUAGGAAAGAAAGAGAGGAAGAGAGAGAGAGAGAGAGAGAGAACGAAGUUACGAAUGAAAUUUAACGAAAUCAAAAAAUAAAAAAAAAUAAAAGAAACUAAUUUCAACUGUUAAAAUACUUUGAAAAGUGUAUGAAAUAAUAUUUAUUAAUUAACAUUUACAAAUUAAAAACAAUAUUAAUAAAUUAAAGACAGAUAAAAAAAAAAGAAAAAUUCUUUCGCUUCGUUCUGUCCUCGAUAAUACGAGAGAGCGAGAGGUGUAUAAUCGAUUUGAAACCAUCCAAACGAUCGUAAAAGAGACAUGAAAUAUAAGGAUGAAGAUUAUACCGAUGAGAAAAAUAACAAAAGAUGUUGUUGUGUUGUUGUUGUUGAUGGUGGUGAUGGUGGUGGUGGUGAUGGUGGUAAUGGUAGAUGAUGCAGGAGAACGAAAUAAAAAAAAAAACAAAAGAUAUAAAAGAAGAAAAAAAGAAAGAUAAAAGAAACGGAUAAAUUAAAAGAAGAAAAAAAAAGGAAGAAGGAAGGAAAAGAAAAAAAAAUACGAUGAUCGAGGACAUUGACGAUGAAUUUUUUCUGUUCGAAAAAAAAACAAAAACAAAAAAAAAGGAAAUGUCCUCGUCCUCGGUCACCUCUAAACGCGCCUAACUAACUAAAUAACCUAUCUACCUAACGAUAAGAAGUAAGAUAACUAAAAUUGACGAUUGUAACGAAGAUAUUAAGAAAAAAAAAAAAAUAAGAAAAAAUAAAAGAAAAGAGAAAGAGGGAGAGGGAAAAAAAAAGAAGAAAGUCUUAAAGGAAGAAGAAGCAGGAGAAGAAGAUGAAGAAGAAGAAAAUAAAACGAUUAAAAAAUAAAGAAAACAUCAAAACAAAACUCGAUUUAAACGAGCGAGUUUAGUUCAUUCAAAAGAAAAAUAAUACUUAUACCGAUAGAGAAAGAAAGAGAGAGGGAGAGGGAGAGAGGGAGAGAAAGGGAGAGAAAAUUAUAAUAAAUAAAUAAAUAAGUAAAUAAAUAAAGAAAUAAAUUAAUAAUAAUAGUAACGAUAUUAAUAAUAAUAACGAUAAUGAUAAACGAUGAUAUUAAUCGAAAAUCCCAUUUGUCUCGUGUUAUUUUAAGACGCGAAUCUUAUCCGAUGCCGAUAAUGAAUGGAUUUUUCGUUCUUGAUUUUUGUAAUUUAAAAAAAAAAAAAAAGAAGAAAAAGGAAAAAAAAAAGAAAUAAAAAGUCGAGACGAUUAUUAUCGUAAACGUUCUCAUCGUGCGCGAUGCACUUUUGUUAAUAGCGUUCUCUCGUUUUCGAGAUAAAGAUAAGGAGUAACAAAUGAUAACAUGGAUGCAGAAUUUAGUGAAACGAUUUUAGAAAGUUUUAACACCUUCGUCGGUUUUGUUAGCUUUAUUUUUUAUUUUUUCUUUUUUUUUCUUUUUCUCGGAUUCGAGAUCAUCGUAACGAACUUGAUAAAAAAAGGGUGGUGGGGGAAGUUAAUCGAAGAAAUAAAAUUAUUUCUUUCUCUCUCUCUCACUCUCUCUCUCUCUCUCUCUCUCUCUCUCUCUCUUUUUCUCUCUUUUUCCCUCCCUCUCCCUUUCACGCAUACACAUACAUACACAUAUAAUUAAUUGAUCUUGUCAAGUUAGAAUCAUUAAAAUCGAAAUUGUGACUCAAUCGACGAAGGGGUUAAAUGUCGUUUCGAAAGAAAAAAAACGUGCCAGCUAAUCCGUCGAUCUCUGAUUUUUUUUUGUCGAUUUUCGAA